This is a messenger RNA of Anthostomella pinea, 1422 nucleotides long. NCBI's taxonomy places the organism in Eukaryota, Fungi, Ascomycota, Sordariomycetes, Xylariales, Xylariaceae. The record is from the annotation of a GenBank genome assembly.
AUGCGGCGACGAAUCAAGCGUCUGGUACAGAAAGCCUUAAUCAUCGCGGAAGCCAAUUCCUCGUCAAAUGUAAAGAAAAGGUCCAAGUCACUCGGCACAAGCUCGAUACCAACGAAUACACUGGGAGCAAAUAGAGAAAACAGCCAAGGAGUACAGACCGAUAGGCCGAGCCGGCAAGAGACACAUAAUGGCAUACCAGAAGAGGAAGUCCCGGAAGAGGGAGUUCACGAGGUGCACCAGCCUGCCACAGAAGUCCAACAUGAAACACCGAACGAACGGCCAGGAACUGUCAACCAUGAAAUGCAUCAACCCCUCACAGCCAGCGAGGGAGAUGUGACCCCCUUGGCCGACGGGGACCGAACACCGAUCGAACCGCAUGGAUGGACCGUUCGAGGAGUACAUGAGCCCGUCACUGCCAGCCAUGAAGAUGUGACCCAGUCGAACUAUGUUGACAGCCAAACACCGGUCGAUCCUCCAAAAUUAGUCAACGGAUCAGCCAGCGAUAUGGUGCACCAGCCUGCCACAGCGGCCCAUGAAGAUGUGACCCGGCUGACCAAUGGCGACGACCAAACACCGCUCGAGCUUCGAGAGUCAGCCAGCGGGUCAGCCAGCGAUGUGAUACACCAGCCUGCCACAGCGGGACAUGACGACGUAACCCCGUCGACCUAUGGUGACGACCAGACACCGGCCGGGCUACGAGGAUUCGCCAACGGAUCAGCCAGCGAUGUGAUGCACCAGCAUGCCACAUCAGGCCAUGACGACGAGGGCUUCUUCACCCCUCGCGACGACAAGAUUCCGGUGACAGAAGUGGAACGAUCCAACGAUGUCAACGGCAUACAAACCAACGGAGUGAGCAGUGAAGAUCUAGGAGCGGACUACAACUUAGUAAAGGCCCUAGAUGGCAUAUUGGAUCUCAACGACACGACAAAGGUGCACCAAGACAUCACCCAUGCCCCAGCCGUCACCCACGAGACCGUCCGCCCGCAGGUCCACGAGAUCGUGGAAGAGCAGAUCCACCGCGAGAUACACAAUCACGACGUAUACCACCAGAUACUACCGGUGUAUGACCUGGAGGUGCUGCCAGCUCGCCACUUCGUACGCGAUGCCGACGGCGGUUUGGUCGAAAUGUCGGAAAGCGACUUCCCUGAAUACACAGGGGCGAAUCAGAGAUGGUACAUAGGGGAGAGGCUGUCGAAUGAAACACCGCGGACCGGGCAAGAGCAGUCAGCACUUGCAGCCGCAAAGGCGGCGGGGAUGAAGAAGUACACUACCCCAGAAGGGUUCGAGCGCACGGAUCAGACUAUUGUCCAUCCGCCCACACUUGCAGAGAUCCCGACGGACGGUCUGUUGAUGCCUAUACAGUUUCUUCACUAUGAAACCGAGACGCAGGCGGAGGCUGCGGCGUCUACAUCGGAAAGAUGA